This is a messenger RNA of Carica papaya (papaya), 663 nucleotides long. NCBI's taxonomy places the organism in Eukaryota, Viridiplantae, Streptophyta, Magnoliopsida, Brassicales, Caricaceae. The record is from RefSeq and is a predicted model, not a curated record.
AUGAAGACUUUUCAGUUUCUUGUAAUUGUUGUCUUCUUGGCUUUGGCAUCAUUCAUUGCUUAUGCUUAUGAUCCAAGUCCUCUUCAGGACUAUUGUGUUGCCACCAAUGACACCGAACUUGGUGUGUUUGUGAAUGGAAAUUUCUGCAAGGAUCCAAAAGAUGUCACGUCCGAUGACUUCUUCUAUCCAGAGCUUCUUAACCCUUUAGACAUUGAUAAUCAACUUGGAUUUAAUGCAAUAUUUGUUUUCGUUGAUAAAUUUCCAGGACUUAAUACUCUUGGCAUAUCGUUAGCAUAUGCUGAAUUUGCACCUCGUGGUGUAGCUCCUCCGCAUAUUCACCCUCGAGGCUCUGAAAUUAUUAUAGUUUUAGAAGGUACUAUCUUUAUUGGUUUUGUUGUAUCUGAUCAAAACAACAAUACCUUCUUCUACAAAGUUCUUGGUCGUGGAGAUGUUUUUCUUAUCCCAAUCGCACAAGUUCACUUUGCCUAUAAUAUUGGAAAUACUACUGCUACCGCCUUAGUUGCUUACAAUAGCCAGAAUCCAGGAGUUACAGUAAUAUCUAAUGCUAUAUUUGGAUCAAAUCCACCUAUAAAUCCUUAUAUUCUUGCCAAGGCAUUUCAAUUGAAUAUUGAUGUGAUAGAAUAUUUACAAAGUGGAUUUUAA